AUGCCGCAUUAUGCCAAGUUUUUAAAGGACAUCCUUAUGAACAAGAGAAGCUGGGAUGAGAAUGCAGUUUCAUUUACUGAAAAUUGCAGCUCAAUUAGCUUGAGCAAAUUACCAACGAAGCUCGAUGAUCCAGGGAGUUUUACUAUUCCUUGUACUAUUGGUGAUUUGCAAACUACUAAUUGUCUUUGUGAUUUGGAUUCUAGUAUAAAUUUAAUGCCUCUAUCUUUGUUUAGGAAACUACUUGGUGAUCAAAAAGUUAAGACCACCCCAAUGAUGUUGCAGUUGGCUGACCAUUCGGUCAAGAAGCCAUAUGGGAUCGUGGAAAAUGUUUUAGUUAAGGUCGACAAAUUCAUAUUCCCAACGGAUUUUGUCGUCCUUGACAAUGAAAUUGACAAAGAAUACCCAUUGAUCCUUGGACGCCCAUUCGUGAACACAAGCAGAGCACUUAUUGAUGUGAAUGUAGGCAAGUUGACUAUGUGA
Mercurialis annua (annual mercury) is the source of this 480-nucleotide messenger RNA. RefSeq lists its product as uncharacterized. NCBI's taxonomy places the organism in Eukaryota, Viridiplantae, Streptophyta, Magnoliopsida, Malpighiales, Euphorbiaceae. Bases 1 to 480 code for a protein of 159 amino acids. The transcript has a single exon. The record is from RefSeq and is a predicted model, not a curated record.